UAUUUGUGCAGUAGCUGCACUGACCUGAGCUGGAGGAAGCACAGAAGCAACAGCAUUGCGAUACGAGGCAGAAGAAAUAGGAACAGCAUUGUGCUUGCUUCAGCAUCUGUGAAACAAAGCCACUGUAACGACUUCUCCAAAACUAAGUGACAGAACUCUCAGCGAAACAGUUCUUUAAGACAGAGCCCAGCAUGUCGACUGAGGUGAUCCAGUCCAGUGGAAGCAGAAAGGAGCAGAGAUCAGAGUUCCACAUGUCCUCUUCCAGCAGUUCUUAUUCCAUCGGUUCCACACAUCUGCACAAGGUCACUCACACCUCCAAGGUGCUUGAGGAGCAGUCAGCAGUGCGGCGUAAGACCUCGGCUGUGAUGGAGUCAUUCAGUCAGGUGCAGAAGAGCUCUGAAAUCCCUCCAGGAGAGAGUAUUCCUGAGUUUGAGGAGAGACCUUGCCCUGUUAUAGCUCAAGAAGAGGAUAAUGCUGUCUUCAAAGCAAAAGUGUCUGGCAAACCCACUCCUAAUGUGACCUGGGCCAGAGAAAGUGGCAAGCAGCUGACUGAGGGUGCCAAGACUUUCUAUGAUGACAUCAAUAAGUAUUAUGUAUUAAAGAUUAAAAAUCUAACUCUGGAGGAUGCUGAUGUGUACAAGUGCAUGGCAUCUAAUGACCAUGGGGAUGUCAUUUACUCCACCUCGCUCGUUGUUACUGAAAAUCCUGCACUGGACUUUAAGAAAAAGUUGAAGAAACGGAGUGUAGAGAAGCGAAAGAAGAAGCCUCCAACUGAAGAGGAGAUGCUGAAGAUUCUGGCUGGAGCUGAUAAGAAGGACUAUGAGCGCAUCUGUGCUGAGUAUGGCUUCACUGACUUCAGAGGCAUCCUCAAAAAACUCAAAGAGAUGAAGAAAAAAGAGGAUGUGGAAAUGGUUAAAGUACUGAAGCCGUUGGAGGACGUAACAGCGAAGAUAGACUCCAGUGUAGUGUUUGACACAAUUUUGGAGUUGAAAGAUCCAAAUAUGAAGAUGCUUUGGUUUCAGGGCAACGAGUUGCUGCGGAUUCAGUACUCUCUUGGGAAGUAUGAAGUUAAACAGAUGGGUACUAAACACAUGCUGUGCAUCACCAGUGUGUGUAUGGCAGACUCUGGCACAUACACUCUAAAGGUUGGAGAAAAGAUUCUGUCUGCUAAGCUCACUGUCAUAGAUGAACCGCUGAAGUUCCUCACAGAUCUGCAGCCCUUGCGAGUGAUGGAGAGACAGGCUGCUGUGUUUGAGUUGCGGCUCUCUAAGAAGACUGACAGCCCUCUGGUAUGGCAGUAUAAAGGGAAGGAGCUAAAACGAGAUGAGAAGUUUGAUGUACGUGUGUCUGAUGAUGGCCUCACAUACACUUUAAAGAUCAAGGAUGUGCGUCCAAGUGAUACUGGAGACUAUACCAUCAGUAUCGGAGAUUUGAAGACUAUAGCCUCUCUGUUUAUUGAACGAAUCCCCAUCAAGUUUGUGAGCCAUCUAAAGAAUGUACGUGUGAAGGAGAAGGGCAAGGCCAGGAUGGAGGCUGAGAUGAGCUCGAAGGAUGUUCAUGUGAGGUGGUUAAAGGAUGGAAAAGACAUCACUAACAACCAACGAUACAUCUUCACAAGGGAAGGCAAAAGAGCUGAGCUUAUCCUUGAAGACUGCGAGCAGACAGACAGUGGAGAAUACACCAUAUUGUGCACACAGGAUAAUGACUCCCACGAGUAUGUCAGCUCCUCAAACCUCACUGUGGAUGAGAGAUUUGCCACUGUGAAAAGUGAAAUGUCAGAUGUUCAGUGUCCCACUGGCUCAGCUGCUGAACUGUGUGUGGUUUUGGAUGAUGAGAAAGUAGACGGUGUUUGGCUAAAAGAUGGAAAAGAGGUUACAGAUCUGAGUGGGCUGCAGGUGAUAAAGCAGGGGGCAGUUCAUAAGCUGGUGUUCAUUAAUGUGCAGGAUGAACACGGGGGCAAAUAUUCUUUCAGUGCCAAAGGAGCUGAGAGUGAAGCAGUUCUCCGUAUAGCAGAUCCUCCUGUUAUUGAUCCCACAACACUGGAAAUGCUAUCCAGCCAGCCGGUGACAGUGAAAGCUGGUGAGGCAGCCACCAUCAGGAUCCCUUUCAAGGGCAAACCUGCUCCAAAGGUGACAUGGUAUAGGGAUGGGAUGGAGCUGGUGGAGGACAGCCGGACGAUGGUCGAACGCAAUGGAGCCUCCAGCACUCUGAUACUCAGUAAAUGUGUUAGAGAAGAUAGUGGCACUGUCAUGCUUAAACUUAAAAGUGACUGCGGCUCAGCUAGUGCCACCGUGCAGCUCUGUGUAAUUGACCGUCCUAAACCCCCUCAGGGUAAAGUGGAUUUUACGGAGUGUAGCGCCAAGUGCAUAACCAUGAAGUGGAAAGCAUCACGAGAUAAUGGAGGACAGAAGGUGACCAGCUAUAUUAUAGAGAGGCGCAUGGCUGGAAAAAAGUCCUGGACCAAGGUUGGAGAGGUGGACGGAGACACCACCACCUUCUGUAAUGACAAGGUUGAGGAAGGGAAGGCAUAUGAAUACCGCAUUAGAGCACUCAAUCUCCAGGGUUUGAGUGACCCUUUAGAAACUGAGCAGGUCUAUGCCGGAGAGCCUAUUGAGCCUCCUGGUAUGGCUCCUCAACCUCAGAUUACUGAUGUGACUAAAGAUGAGGCCACAGUGAUGUGGGUUCCUCCAGCACAAGAUGGCGGUGCUCCUGUUCUGGGCUACAUAGUGGAGAGGAGAAAAAAAGGAAGCAGCAUGUGGGUGUCUGUCUGUAAGGAACUAAUUCAAGACUCAAAGUAUGCAGUAUGUGGUCUAGUAGAAGACAUGGAGUAUGAGUUCAGAGUGAUUGCUGUUAACAGAGCUGGAGAGGGAAUUCCCAGUGCAGCGUCAAACUCAGUACUGGCCAAAGAUCCCACAUGUGCCCCUGGUCUUGUUAGAAACCUUCACGUAGUAGACUCCUCCAACAGCACCAUCUCAUUGGCUUGGUGUCCCCCCGAGAUAGGAGAUGAGCCCUCUGGGUAUAUCCUAGAGGUUCAUUCUGAACAUGCAAAGGAAUGGACCAAGUGCACCAAAAUUCCCAUUAUCAGCACCUCGUACAUUGUUGGUUGCCUGCAAGAGAAGAUGAAGUACUUCUUCCGUAUCAGAGCUGUUAAUGAGGGUGGCAUUGGAGAACCAACAGAACUGGAACAAGGAGUUCUGGCUAUGCCACCACCAGAAGUGCCAAAGUUUGAUCUCCAGGCUAAGGUGAAGAAUCAGGUGGUGGUACGUGCUGGAUGUGCACUGUGUAUUCCUGUUUCCUUCAGUGGCUCCCCUUCCCCCGAAGUGACCUGGCUUAAAGAUGGCAUUGUGGCCAAUGGUCGAGAGGUCAUCACUAAGGGGAAAACCUAUUCUCAGUUCCUGAUCAGCUCUUGCCAGCGUUCCGACUCUGGAACCUACCGCAUCAACCUCCGCAAUGACUGUGGGGAGGUCCACUACGACGUCACUGUCCAUGUCACUGAUGUCCCUCGUCCUCCUAAGAACCUGCGUCUGGUGGAGGAGGUCCAGGGCACCGUGACACUGCAGUGGGAUCACACCCCUGAUCUGGCUGAUAAUGAACACACUCAUUACAUCAUCCUCAAGAGAGAUACCAGCACUCCCACCUGGUUCACAGCUGCUGAGCGCAUCUUCAGCAGCAAAUACACAGUCACUGGUCUGUUUCCAAGACGCAAGUACUACUUCCGGGUCGUUGCUCGCAAUCACAUUGGAGAAAGUGACCCUCUGGACAUGAAGGAGCCUUUUACAAUUGAGAAGGAGCAUGAACACUUCAAGUUGCAUAGGAGGCCAUUGCCACGUGCACAGCAUGAGGUCAAGCCUGCCUUCAUUUUACCGCUGAAGAAUCAUGCUGUGCACCGUGGAAAUGACUGCACCAUGAGCUGUGCCUUCCUUGGCUCGCCCAUGCCACAUGUGUCCUGGUACAAGGGAGAUGUGGCUAUCUCAGACAGUCCUCGCUACUGGCAGAGUAGCACUAAUGGGGUCUGUACCCUCACUAUCCCCGUCUGCACGGCUCAAGACAGCGGAGAGUACAUGCUGGUAGUGGAGAAUAAGCUGGGGAAGGCCGAAUGCAAGUGCAACCUGGUUGUCUUUGAUAAAGAUGAUAAUAGAGUGCUGGAACACCUGACUCAGGAUUCUGGACAAGAAAAACACAUUACUUAAGCAGAGUACAAUGCCAACGAACUUAUCUGCAAUUCUCAGAGGUUCUCAGAGCAUCACUAAUUAUCAUCAAGUCACAAGUACUUUCUUCCAAAAAGCAUCUUAGCUGAAAUUUUAAUUAGCAGACAAAAUUAGUGUGAAUGCUAUGAAAUUCUAUUACACAAUUCAUCUGAAUAUCUUAUCUAUCAUACUGAGAAUAAAAUACAUCAAACACACAAGAUACAAGAUACAGUGGCCUUGUAGUUCGAGAUGUAAUCAGACAGAAUCAGUUAUCACUAAAUUGCACCAGAAAGUUUUAAAUGAGCAAACCGUUGUGUUUCAAACUUGGAGAGGCUGCGAGACAGGCUGCAGUUUCAUUUAAAUAACAGGAGCAAGCAUGUCUUUGAACAUAAUAAAAUCUCUGACACCAGUUUAAAUUAUAGUGCUGAUGUUAAAUGCAUUCAAACUAAAUUUGUGAUUCUGAGUAAUACUUUUCUCCCUGACUAAUCGUCCCUCUAAAUGCAAUAUGGUUUAAGCUGUGUCCUGAAUGCGUCUUCUGAAAAGCCCCAAUACAGUAUGCCUUUUUAUUACAAAUAAAUAAAAUCUGCAUUAUGUCAGCAAAUGCAA
Ictalurus punctatus (channel catfish) is the source of this 4793-nucleotide messenger RNA. RefSeq names its product immunoglobulin superfamily member 22. Gene Ontology annotation, molecular function: protein binding. Bases 192 to 4190 code for a protein of 1332 amino acids. The transcript has 23 exons. The record is from RefSeq and is a predicted model, not a curated record. NCBI's taxonomy places the organism in Eukaryota, Metazoa, Chordata, Actinopteri, Siluriformes, Ictaluridae.